Messenger RNA from Osmerus eperlanus (European smelt), 2085 nucleotides. RefSeq names its product ectonucleotide pyrophosphatase/phosphodiesterase family member 7-like. NCBI's taxonomy places the organism in Eukaryota, Metazoa, Chordata, Actinopteri, Osmeriformes, Osmeridae. The transcript is spliced from 7 exons. The record is from RefSeq and is a predicted model, not a curated record. The coding region runs from base 283 to 1749 and encodes 488 amino acids.
AGAACACGAGAAACACAAGAAAAUUCUGCAGGACUUACUUUCACUGCUGGACUGAACUGCAUCGUCUGGGAUCACAGUGUUGUCUCAGAGUACAGCCGAUUUAUACUCGACAGUACUGUCUGAGUAUUAACUGACGGAGAGAGAGAGAAAGAGAGAGAAAGAGAGAGAGAGAAGAUUACAUAGAACAGUCUCAUUCUAGUCAGAGGAUAGUGCCGGUAAAGUCUAAGUUUCGUCUUCUACACAGCACUGAACAGCAUAGUGAAGAGAACCAGGAAGGGCUCCAUGAGGGGGUCCAGCCCCAUGUGGCUGCCCGUGGCUCUGAGCCUUCUGCUGGGUCACGUCUGCAGCGGAGCCCCCCUCAGCCUGUCCAGACCCAGCGGCCAACACAAGGUCUUGCUGAUCUCCUUCGACGGCUUCAGAUGGGACUACGACCGCGACGUGGACACGCCCAACCUGGACGCCAUGGCGAUAGACGGCGUGAAGGCCCGCUAUGUGACGCCACCAUUUUUCACCAUCACCAGCCCCACACACUUCACCCUGCUCACAGGUCGCUACGUAGAGAACCAUGGCGUGAUCCACAACAUGUGGUUCAACACAACGUCCACGGAGAAGAAGCCCUACUACCAGACCCAGUUUGUGAAUGAAUGGUGGGACAACGGGACGCUGCCUAUCUGGAUCACGGCCCAGAGACAGGGUCUGAAAGCAGGUUCCCUCCACUUCCCAGGCACCGCCUCCUCCUAUCAGGGCGAGCGCGCCAUGGCGACGGACGUGGAACCCGGUUUCUAUAACUACAAGAACGAGACGCUGUGGCGCCGGAACGUGGACAAGGUCAUGGGCGACUGGUUUCGAGACAUGGACCUGGACUUCGUCUCGCUGUACUUCGGAGAACCGGACGGCACAGGACACCGAUACGGGCCGGACUCCCCCCAGCGGCGGGAGAUGGUGAAGCAGGUGGACCGCACGGUCGGGUACAUCCGCAGCACGGCGGAGCGCCACGGCGUGGCGGAGCGCCUCAACAUCAUCAUCACGGCCGACCACGGCAUGAGCAGCGUGUUCAGGAACGGCCUGGUGAAGGAGAUCGUGCUCUCCAAGAUCCCCGGGUUCUCUUUCAGCGACCUCUCCUUCCACCUGGUGGACUUCGGGCCCUCAGGCAUGCUGCUGCCUAAGGAGGGCCGCCUGGAGAAGGUGUACUCCGCCCUGAAGGGGGCGCAUCCGCACCUCCACGUCUACACCAAGGAGGACCUGCCCCGGAGGUUACACUUCUCCAACAACGAUCGCAUUCUUCCCAUCAUCCUCUUUUCCGACCCUGGAUACGUCAUCAAUGGGUACUUACCAGUGCAGUUCCACAACGGAGAGCAUGGCUUCGACAACGAGGAGAUGGACAUGAAGCCCUUCUUCAGGGCUGUGGGACCUGCCUUCCAGAGGAACCUGGAGGUCGGGCCCUUCGAGACGGUCAACAUCUACCCACUGAUGUGUCACAUCCUGGGGAUAAGGCCUGAGGUCAACGAUGGCCACCUGGACAACACCAGACACAUGCUGGCCUCCGAGAUCCAGGAACAGCUUGAUGUGAACAUCCUGGCCAGCGUUUUCACUGGUCUGUCUGCUGUGUCGGGAUUCCUGGUGGUGGUCUUUAUCGCUGCCAUGUCUUUACGCCUCUAUAACAACAACAACAACAACAACAACCGCAAGAGUAAGGAGGAAGUACAUCACCAUCAGGAGGAGACAGAAAAUAAGCAAACAUCUUUAUGAACACCAAACUGAAUGUGCAUUCGGAUCACUGCUAGGGGAUGACGGACUACGGAUGACGGGAAAAGGAGACAAGGUGACAAGGGCACAACUGGAAGAGGAGGAAAGGGGACAUGGGACUUGGACAAGGGGAAGAGGAGAAGUGGACAAGUACACCAGGUUCCUGACUAGGCUGUUAGCUGGCUGUAAGAUGAGUCCAGAGUCAGGUGGCUGAGCGGUGAGGGUAUCGGGCUAGUAAUCUGAAGGUCGCCAGUUCGAUUCCCUGCCGUGCCACAUGACAUUGUGUCCCUGGGCAAGGCACUUCACCCUACUUGCCUCGGGGGGAAUGUCCCUGUACUU